Molecule: messenger RNA, 1140 nt
Organism: Neopelma chrysocephalum (saffron-crested tyrant-manakin)
Lineage: Eukaryota; Metazoa; Chordata; Aves; Passeriformes; Pipridae
Product: yjeF N-terminal domain-containing protein 3-like
Exons: 7
Coding region: 1-1140 (379 amino acids)
Cellular component (GO): mitochondrion
Molecular function (GO): NAD(P)HX epimerase activity
Source: RefSeq, a predicted model, not a curated record
AUGGCGGCGCCGAAGGUGAAGCAGGACAUGGCCCCGCCGGGCGGGUACGGCCCCAUCGACUACAAGCGGCACCUCCCGCGCAGGGGCCUCUCAGGGUACAGCCUGUUCGCCAUCGGCGUCGGGAGCCUCUUGCUGGGCUAUUACACCCUCAUCAAGUGGAACCGCGAGCGCAGCCCCACGAGCCCGGGGGCGCUGCCAGGGCCGUGCCUCGCACGGAUCCAGCCCCCCCGCCCGCGGGGUUGGGCCCCCAAACGUGCCAGCCGAGCCUGUCCCCCUCCCCGAGCCACGGGCCGUGCCCACCCCGAGCCCUACGAGCCCCCAGCCCGCUCACUCAGUGCCCCGAGACCCCCAGCCCAGCGCCCUGGGGAUGGAGCGGGGUCCCAAAUCCUUCCCGUGGGUGGUGGGGGGCACCCCUGUCCCCCCCGUGCUCACUGGUGCCCUCUCCCCCUCCCCAGCAAGGCAGAGGCCGAGGCCAUCGAGAAGGAGCUGCUGGAGGAUUAUCGGUUUGGGAGGCAGCAGCUCAUCGAGAUCUGGGGACACGCCUGUGCCGUGGCUGUCACCAAGGCGUUCCCGCUGCCCUCGCUGCCCCGGAAGCAGCCCACGGUUCUGGUGGUGUGCGGGCCGGCGCAGAACGGGGCUAUCGGGCUGGUGUGUGCCCGGCACCUCCGCAGCUUUGACUACGAGCCCACCAUCUUCUACCCCAAGCGCUCCCCGGACCCCCUGUACCGGGAUUUCACGACACAGUGUGAGAAGAUGGACAUCCCCUUCCUCUCCUACCUGCCCACCGAGGUGCAGCUGAUCAACGACGCCUACAACGCCGUGGUGGACGCCGUGCUGGGAGCCGAGGCGGAGGCGGGCGAGGGGAGGGAGCCCUGCGCCGCCAUCCUGGCCACCCUCAAGCACAUCCGCAUCCCCAUCGUCAGCCUGGAUGUGCCCUCAGGGUGGGACGCAGAGUCCGGGGGCAGCGGUGGGAUCAGCCCCGACGUCCUGGUGUCCCUGGCGGCCCCCAAGGAAUGUGCCCGGCGCUUCCUGGGCCGCCAGCACUUCGUGGCCGGGCGGUUCCUGCCCUACGACGUCCAGAAGAAGUUCGAGCUCAACCCCCCCGAGUACCCUGGCACCGAGUGCGUGGUGGCCCUGUGA